GCGCAUGGAGGGGACGGAGCAGCCGGAGGGCUCCCGGCCGAGGCUGCUGUGAAUGAGGGGCUGCCCCCGGCUGUCCUCCCCACCUCCGGCUCCUCCUGCCGCCUCCAGCCUCCAGGUGCUCUGCGCYCAUCGGCAGAAGCCGCUGGAGCUGCUGGGAUCCCGCCGGCCGUGGCACUGGACGUGGCAUCUCGGCGCUGGACCAUGGUGCUGUGAGGGCCAGCAGACCCUGCCCACUGUCCUGCCAGCAUGUGGGCUGCCCCUGGCCAUCAGCUGCCCCUCRCCACAGCCCUGCUGAGCCUCCUCCUCCUGCAGCCGGGCAGCAGCGGGGCAGGGGAGCCGCACGCCCCGCGCCUUCGCCUCUCCUACAAAGACCUGCUGAAAUCCAACAGCUCUCGCCUGCUGCUGGCCUCAGGGGAUGGGAUGGAUUUCCAAGCCCUCUUGGUGGAUGAAGACAGGGGCUGGCUGAUGGUGGGAGCAAAAAACCAUAUCUUCCUGCUCCACCUGGACCAUCCCAGCAGAGAGCCUGAGAAGAUUUUCUGGCCAGCCCCCAGGGAGCAGGUGGAGCACUGCCAGCUGGCAGGGAAGAACGUGGAGACCGACUGUGCCAACUUCAUCCGCCUGCUCCAGCCCUUCAACCAGAGCCACGUGCUGGCCUGCGGCACCGGCUCCUACCAGCCUGUCUGCGCCUUUAUCCAGCUGGGAGCCAGGGGCAAGGGUGCCAGGGCUCCCCGCAUGCAGCUGGUGACCCACUCCUUGGAAUCGGGGCGAGGACGGUGCCCGUACAGCCCCCGUGAGCCCUUCACGGGACUCCUCAUCGAUGGGGAGCUGUAUUCAGGCACCUCCAGCGACUUCAUGGGCAGCAGCGCUGCCUUCUUCCGGACCUGGGUGCACGGGGCCGAGCAGAGCUACAUCCGCACGGAGCAGAACCAGGACCACUGGCUACACGAGCCCGCGUUCAUCGGUGCCUACGCCAUCCCUGACACCUACAACCCCCACGAUGACAAAAUCUACAUUUUCUUCCGUGAGACGGCCAUGGAAGCUGGGCAAUGGGAGCGGCGGCACAUCCAYGCCAGGGUGGCCAGGGUCUGCAAGAAUGAUGUUGGAGGGAAGCGCAGCCUCAUCAACCGCUGGAGCACCUUCCUGAAGGCCCGCCUGGUGUGCUCCAUCCCUGGGCCUCAGGGCACUGAGACCCACUUUGACCAGCUGGAGGAUGUUUUYGUCCUGCGCACCCGGGACCCCCAGAAUCCCCUCGUCUUUGGGCUCUUCACAGUGUCCAGUGGUGUCUUCAGUGGCUCUGCCGUCUGCAUCUACUCCAUGGCUGCCGUGAGAGCUGCCUUCAGCGGCCCCUUCGCACACAAGGAGGGAUUCGACUACCGCUGGGUAGAAUACAAAGGGCGUGUCCCCUACCCCCGCCCCGGCACGUGUCCCAGUGAGACCUACGACCCCCUGGUGCGCUCCACCAAGGACUUUCCCGACGAGGUGAUCAGCUUCAUGCGCGGCCACCAGCUGAUGUGGGAGCCCGUGUACCCGCAGGGCCGGCAGCCCGUGCUGCUCCGGGUCAAUGUGCCCUACCGGCUGCGGCGGCUGCUGGUGCACCGGCUGGACACGGAGAGCCGGCACCACGACGUGCUCUUCCUCGGCACAGAUGACGGCAAAGUCCUGAAGGUGGGACUGGCGGGCGGGGUGAGCCGUGGGCCCGAGGUGAUCAGCCUGGAGGAGAUCAGCGUCACCAAGGUGCCUUCUCCCAUCCUGGACAUGAAGUUGUCACCAAAGCGGCAGGAGCUGUUUGUGAGCAGCACGCACGGGCUGCUCCAGCUCUCCCUGUACCGCUGCGAGCUCUACGGCAAAACCUGCACCGACUGCUGCCUGGCCAGGGAUCCCUACUGCACCUGGGACAGCCAGACCUGUGCCCCRCACCUGCUCACCGAGAAGAGGCGUGCCCGCUGCCAGGACGUGCUGAAGGCGGACCCGCUCAGCCAGUGCCAGGACAGGGCAGAGGGGACUGCUGCGGUGGAGAAGGUGGUUUUUGGGGUGGAGAAGAACUCGACCUUCCUCGAGUGCSUGGCGCGCUCCCCGCAGACCGCGAUCCGGUGGCUGGCGCGGCACGGCGAGGAGACAGCCCCGAGCGAGGUCAGGAACAACGGGCAUUUCUUGGUGCUGGAGCAAGGGCUGCUGAUCCGCCAGCUGGCAAGGGAGGACACGGGCACCUACGAAUGCCAGGCGGUGGAGCGUUCCUUCUCCCGGCCCCUGACCCGCUACAGCCUUCGCGUCAUCGGACACGAGGCCAUGGAGCUGCCACCCUACAGACGGAGCAAGGGGGCCGAGCUGGGAGGGACCCACCAGAGCCCCCGGGCCCGGAUUGACCUGCACCCGGGCUCCAAGGGCUUCCCGCGGGCCCUGGGGGCACCGGGCACCAGCCUGGACGCCUACUGCAAUGCCCUGCGGCUGCAGGAGCGCCAGCGGCAGCGAGCCUGGCACAAGUGGCAGCACCCGUCCCCGGACAGCAAGAACGGCCGGGUGCGGCGGCACCCCCAGCGCCUGUGAGGGGCACAGGGAGCCAGGGCUGCCCGCAGCUCCUCCCGCUCUCUCCAGGGCCCUUCUCCGUGUGGGCACCAGCUCCGGAACGCCUCUCGCCUUCCCGUGCAGAACCGCCUCGCUGUUACUACCUCAACCCCGCCAGCCCCACGGGGCCCGCCCUGGCUCUCCGAGACUCAAAGCUCUUUACCUGCAGAAUAUUUAUURUCCUUGUUUUCCCCCGGCCCCUACUGACGACCAGCAGCAGCAAUAAUAAGCACAGAAGACAGGGAGGGGCAAGACCCAGCAGAGCCACUGGUUCCCUGACACCCACAGACCCAGCCCCGGCACGGCGCCUCUGGAKGGCAGCGGGACACACCUGGGGUCUGCCAGGGGAUGGACAGAGCCCAGGCACCGCUGGAGGCUGCAGGACACACCGGGGAUCUCCGGGGUGUGGACAGAGCCCAGGCACCGCUGGAGGCUGCAGGACACACCGGGGGUCUCUGGGGUGUGGACACAGCCCAGGCACCGCUGGAGGCUGCAGGACACACCUGCUGGCUGAGCCCGGGCUCCAGAUGUGCAGAGAUGCUCAUGCCCAACCCAGUUCCAACCCACAUUGCUUUCUUUUUUAAAUUUUGACAUUGAUUUUAC
This is a messenger RNA of Malurus melanocephalus (red-backed fairy wren), 3165 nucleotides long. Its product is annotated as semaphorin-3D-like. The transcript has 18 exons. NCBI's taxonomy places the organism in Eukaryota, Metazoa, Chordata, Aves, Passeriformes, Maluridae. The record is from RefSeq and is a predicted model, not a curated record. The coding region runs from base 247 to 2544 and encodes 765 amino acids. Gene Ontology annotation, molecular function: semaphorin receptor binding; chemorepellent activity. Gene Ontology annotation, biological process: axon guidance; semaphorin-plexin signaling pathway; negative chemotaxis.